This is a messenger RNA of Nilaparvata lugens (brown planthopper), 1896 nucleotides long. RefSeq names its product aminoacylase-1. Gene Ontology annotation, molecular function: aminoacylase activity. NCBI's taxonomy places the organism in Eukaryota, Metazoa, Arthropoda, Insecta, Hemiptera, Delphacidae. Bases 64 to 1299 code for a protein of 411 amino acids. The transcript has 9 exons. Gene Ontology annotation, cellular component: cytoplasm. Gene Ontology annotation, biological process: amino acid metabolic process. The record is from RefSeq and is a predicted model, not a curated record.
GGGAGGGGCAAACUCAGCUGAACUAGUCUGUCUUCUGAAUUGUGAACAGUAAAUCAGCUGUGUAUGAAAGAUUCACCGGCGUUUAAAAUGUCUGUUAAUAGCAACGAUUUAGUUGAAGAAAACGAAGCUGUCUCUAAUUUUAGGGAAUAUUUAAGGAUACCAUCCGUACAACCGAAUAUUAACUACGAUAAAUGCGUGGUGUUUCUGCGGAAACAGGCAUGCAGUCUGAAUUUACCAGUUCGGGUUCUGCAAAUGGUCCCUGGCAAGCCCAUAGUCCUCAUAACGUGGACAGGGAGUCAACCAUCGUUACCGUCUCUGCUCCUCAAUUCGCAUAUGGAUGUGGUACCUGUCUAUCCCGACAAAUGGAAGUACGACCCCUUUGGCGCUGAAAAGGAUGAGAAUGGUAACAUCUAUGGCAGAGGAGCCCAGGACAUGAAGUGUGUCGGUAUCCAGUACAUAGAGUGCAUCAGAAGGCUUAUGCGAGACGGCCGCAAAUUGAAGCGAACCAUCCAUCUGUCUUUCGUUCCUGAUGAAGAGAUCGGUGGCGUGGCCGGUAUGGGUGAAUUCGUGAAGUCUGACGAAUUCCGUGAGCUGAACAUUGGCUGCGCCCUUGACGAGGGGAUGGCUAGCCCGGGAGAGGAAUUUGUCGUUUUCAACGGCGAACGAUCAAUUUGGCACAUGCACAUCCACUGCCUGGGCACCCCGGGCCAUGGAUCGCUUCUAUUGGACGACACAGCCGGAGAGAAGCUGAACAUUGUCAUCAACCGGUUCAUGGCGCGCCGUGAGCAGGAGAAGAAGAAGCUGGAGGUCAAUCCAAACCUCACAGUCGGUGACGUCACCACUAUCAACCUCACCAUGCUCAAGGGUGGUGUCCAGAACAACGUUGUCCCCCCAGAAUUGGUGGUUGGAUUUGACUGUCGGUUAUCGGUCGACACUGAUCAUGAAGAAUUCGAAAACUGGGUCAAGGCUAUUUGUGAUGAAGUAGGAGGUGACACGUGGGUUGAAUUUCAACGUAAAGAGUGGAAGAAAAAGGUUACUCCAAUUUCUCAUGACAAUUUGUGGUGGCAAUGCCUCUGUACAGUCGCAAGCAAUUUGGGUCUCAAGCUGAAACCUGAGAUAUUCCCUGGUGGAACAGAUAGUCGAUUUAUCAGAGAGUUGGGAAUCCCAGCAUUCGGCUUCUCGCCAAUGAACCACACCCCUGUGCUUCUGCACGAUCAUAACGAGUUUCUCAACGAGAAGAUUUUCUUGAAGGGCAUCGACAUCUACUAUCAGAUCAUCACGGCGCUUGGCAAUCUAUAGAACUGGGAGCUGGAGGAGAAGGAGGUGGUGAGGUGGGGGGAGAGAGCAGCUGGAGAAGGAGGGGAAGUGGUGAGGAGGGAUGUAGUGGAGGUGGAGGAGAUGGAGGAAGUUGUGAUGAAGAUGGGAGAUAAGAAGUUGUUUUUGUUGAAGAAGUGUAAGAAAGAAGUGGGGAGGAAAGAAAGUAAUAGUAAUGAGAAAGAAGGGAUAUGGGAGGAGGUAAUGGGAGAGGAGGAGGAGGAGGAGGAUGAGGAGGAGGAAAUGUUGAAGGGUGAGAAGGAGAUAAACGGUAAGAAUUUAAAUUUGUUGUUGGUAAAGAAGUGUGAAAUUAGAGUUGGGAAGAAAUAUACUAAUGUUACUGUAAAGGAAGUAAUGGAGGAGGAGAAGAAGGAAAAGGAGGAGGAAGAGGAGGAGGAGGAGGAGGAGGAGGAGAAGGAGGAGGAGGAGGAGGAGGAGGAGAAGCAGCCCUUUUGUGAUUGUUACCGUUGAGGCCUUUCAAGCUAUGUCUUAUAUGUCCUCUUCUAUGAAUCUUGUAUCCCACUGCAUUAUCUUGCCAUAUUAUCUUUAGUGCAUACUCUGUGGCUGUUUUUAUCCUAAUUU